Molecule: messenger RNA, 1215 nt
Organism: Colletotrichum spaethianum
Lineage: Eukaryota; Fungi; Ascomycota; Sordariomycetes; Glomerellales; Glomerellaceae
Product: putative translation initiation factor eIF-2B subunit 2-like
Exons: 1
Coding region: 1-1215 (404 amino acids)
Cellular component (GO): mitochondrial matrix
Molecular function (GO): protein binding
Source: RefSeq, a predicted model, not a curated record
AUGAACGGCGUUGCCCGUAACGCGACGCUCGCGGCGCGCAAGCAGCUAUCUGCUCCAAGCUUCGUCUGCCGCACCUGUCGCCAACAGCGACAGCGCCGGCAAUACUCGAGCAACAUCACCCCACUGCCGCCCGCCCCGCCUGCAGCCGGCUACGCGGCCCUCCCGUCUCGACGUCUCAUCUCCGUCGCCGGUCCCGACGCCGCAAAGUUCCUGCAAGGCGUCAUCACGGGCAACAUCGCGUCCAAGGAGGCCCGCGCGCGGCAGACAGGCUUCUACGCCGCGUUCCUCAACGCCACCGGCCGCGUGCUGCACGACGUCUUCAUCUACCCGGAUAUCGCUGGCCUCGGAGGCGGCGUCGCGGCGGAGUCGGAGCAGGCCGGCACCAGAUUCCUGAUUGAAGUCGACGCCAACGAGGCCGAAAGACUGGCGAAGCAUAUCAAGCGGUACAAGCUGCGGGCCAAGCUCAAUGUGCGACUACUCGCGAUGGAUGAGGCGACGGUGUGGCAUGCCUGGGACGACAGCGGGAAGCCGAUCACGACGGACGCUGCGUUGCUGAGCACGAUCACCCGGGAUCCGAGAACGCCGGGAUUGGGGUACCGCUUGGUGCAGGGCAAGGACACGCCGCCGCCGCUGGAUCUCGACGCGACGACAGAGGACAGCUACACGAUCAGGCGAUACAUGCAGGGCGUCGCCGAGGGCCAGGACGAGAUCAUUCGGGAACAUGCGCUGCCGCAGGAGACGAACAUGGACUACAUGAAUGGAAUCGACUAUCAUAAGGGCUGCUACGUGGGGCAGGAGCUCACGAUCAGGACGAAGCAUCGUGGAGUGGUGCGCAAGAGGAUACUGCCGUGCAUGAUUUACGACGUGGACAGGGCCAUUCCCCAAACGCUCCAGUACCGGCCGGAGCAGGAUGCGAAUCACGGCCCCGAGGGCUUGCCCGCAGAGACAAUUCCGCGAGAGACGAGCAUCGGCAGGUCAGGCAAGAGGGGGAGAAGCGCUGGCAAGUGGCUCAAGGGCAUUGGAAACGUCGGCCUAGGACUCUGCCGUCUAGAGAUCAUGACGGACGUUGUCCUCCCUGGUGAGACGGCCGCUUCGUCCUUUGACCCUGCCGAUGAAUUCCUUUUACAGUGGGGUGAGGAGGAUAAGAACAAUGCAGUGAAGAUCAAGGCGUUCGUGCCAGAGUGGUUGAGAGAAGGGUUGGCAUCUGCACAGUAG